AACACCGAAUUACAUCUUCAAAGCUCAAAAUUUUCUCACAAAUACUGUACAAGAUGAACAGCUGCCAACAAUGGAAGACUGUGACUGCAAUGGUGGCUAUAAACUUUGCCAUGGCUAUAACAAAUGUGCUUGUCAAAAAAGUUCUUGAUAAUGGUGUUAGCCAUAUAAUCAUCUUAAUGUACCGUCAAGCAAUUUCAGCUGUAUUUUUGGCACCAAUUGCCUACUUUUGGGAAAGGAAAAGUAGACCAAAGCUCACAGCUCGAAUUUUAUGCCAGCUUUUUUUUAAUGCUCUUAUAGGGGCGACACUCUGUCAAUAUUUUUUCCUUUUGGGACUUGAAUAUACAUCUGCAACUUUCUCUUGUGCAUUCCUUAAUAUGGUUCCUGCAAUUACCUUCAUAUUGGCUCUACCAUUUGGGUUAGAGAAGGUGAAAAUCAAAAACAAGUCCGGGAUUGCCAAGUUUGUGGGCACGACGGUUUGCAUCGGCGGAGCUAUGGUGCUGACACUUUACAAAGGGAAAACGUUAGUCAGGUCGGAUUCAGAGACCAUGGUUCACGCUGUAAACUACGUUAAGAAAGAGAGAUGGGGCAUCGGUUCGAUAUUCCUAGCCGCGGGUACCGUCUUUUGGUCAUCAUGGUUCCUAGUGCAAGCCAGUAUAGGAAGGACAUAUCCAUGCCAAUAUUCUAGUACUGCAUUCUUGUCCUUUUUCAGUGCAAUUCAAUCAGCCAUUAUUAGUUUGAUAACAGAAAGGGAUUUCACAAGAUGGGUCUUGAAGGAGAAACUUGAACUCGUAACAGUGGCGUACAUAGGAAUGGUGGGAUCUGGUUUGUGCUAUGUGGGAAUGUCUUGGUGUGUGAAACAAAAGGGUCCACUUUUCACUUCAGCUUUCACUCCCUUGGUGCAAAUAUUUGUAGCCAUUUUUGAUUUCUCUAUUCUACAUGGGCAAAUCUACCUUGGAAGUGCCAUUGGAUCUGUUUUUGUUGUGAUUGGUUUAUAUAUGCUGCUAUGGGGCAGAAACUGUGAGGCUAAAGAAGAAACUCAAAACCUCAAACAACCACAAAUGGAGGAACAAGACUGCAAUGGAACGCCACAGGUUUAACCAAUUUCUAUUUUACUUGUGCAACAAGCAAAUGUUGUAUUGAAAUAAAUAUAUUUAUGGAAUUUAUAUAUAUAUGUAAGCUAUUUAAACCGAAAA
This is a messenger RNA of Gossypium arboreum, 1193 nucleotides long. Its product is annotated as WAT1-related protein At3g30340-like. The record is from RefSeq and is a predicted model, not a curated record. Lineage: Eukaryota; Viridiplantae; Streptophyta; Magnoliopsida; Malvales; Malvaceae. The coding region runs from base 54 to 1097 and encodes 347 amino acids. Gene Ontology annotation, molecular function: transmembrane transporter activity. Gene Ontology annotation, cellular component: plasma membrane. The transcript has 6 exons.